Messenger RNA from Coregonus sp. 'balchen', 6156 nucleotides. NCBI's taxonomy places the organism in Eukaryota, Metazoa, Chordata, Actinopteri, Salmoniformes, Salmonidae. The record is from the annotation of a GenBank genome assembly.
CCAGGAAGUAAAAAAUAUGUUAUGACAGGUCAUUGAAAAUUAACAUUGAUUCCAAAGGUUAUUUUAUUAGACUUUUAUUAGAUUUUAUUAGACUAUUGGACCACGAUGGCUGAAUGCAAGAAAGAACACGGGUAAGCUUCCACGAGUGUCAGUUGUAGAUUUUUUUGUCACUAUCAAUCCAGCUAGUAUGUGCUACAAUGUUUCAGAUUGUGAAAAGUGAAAUACGGAACUGUUUCCCACGACUUGGUACAAUAGCGACAUCGUUACAAUAGCCUAGCGUUACAAUAUACUUGCAGGUUACUGUAACAAGGUCUUGUUAGACAUGUUUGUCUUGACCAGGUUUUUUUCUGUUGUGAAAAUAUUGUCUUUCAAUGAUUUGAUGCAUUUUUAUUGGCUGUUUAUAUUCCGUUAAUUUAGCUAUGGCUAAAUGACAUGUCUUACAUUUUUUUAGGGAAUGUGGGAAAGGCUGCUUCGUUGAUUCAGUGAUUCAUUUGGAUGUCAAGGUAUCACAAAGUUAAAGUAUCAUUUUGUUAGUACAUUUUACAUAUAUUUGUAUCCCAUUACUGACUAGUAGAGUAGGUUUGUACACUGAGUGUACAAAACAUUAGGAUCACCUGCUCUUUCCAUGACAUAGACUGACCAAGUGAAUCCAGGUAAAAGCUAUGAUCCUUUAUUGCUGUCACUUGUUAAAUCCACUUAAAUCAGUGUAGAUGAAGGGGAGGAGACAGGUUAAAGAAGGAUUUUUAAGCCUUGAGACAAUUGAGACAUGGAUGGUUUAUGUGUGCCAUUCAGAGGGUGAAUGGGCAAGACAAAAGAUUUAAGUGCCUUUGAAAGGGGUAUGGUAGUAGGUGCCAAGCACACCGGUUUGAGUGUGUCAAAAACUGCAACGCUGCUGGGUUUUUCACGCUCAACAGUUUCCCGUGUAUCAAGAAUGGUCCACCACCCAAAGGACAUCCAUCCAACUUGACACAACUGUGGGAAGAAUUGGAGUCAACAUGGGCCAGCGUCCCUGUGGAAUGGUUUCGACACCUUGUAGAGUCCAUGCUCCGACGAAUUGAGGCUGUUCUGAGGGCAAAAGGGGGUGCAACUCAAUAUUAGGAAGGUGUUCCUAAUGUUUUGUACAUUCCAUUACGGUAUGUCCAGGCAGUAUGCUAAUGGCUACUGAUAAUUGAAUUAAUUAAGUUGAACAUUAACCUCAAAUUGAUGAUCAUGGAAUGAGAUGCAGCCAAGUAAAAAUGUCGAAGACUUUCUAAAUAAAUCUUGAUACAAUAGGUAUUUUUAACCUUCCCUCAGGACUACUAUGGGAAGAUCCUGAAUAAGACGUCUGACCUGAAGAGUAAUGCCUGCUUAGCCCCGUCUCAGCCCAUCCCAGCUGUCAUCCUCAAGGCUCUGAAGAAUAUCCAUCCUGAAGUCACAGCCAAGUGGGUUCACUAUUGUAACAUUGUACAUACAAUAUAAUGACAUCAUUUUGAUAACAUAAGUGUUUCAUAGUCAUUUUCACACAUUGUUAUGGCAUGUGUGUCUCUCUGUCGGUCUGUCUGCCUGCUUGCCUGUGGAUUGUUAAGGAUAAGAUCGUUGAGGAUAAGAUUUUUGAGUCAUCCAUGAAAAACUGUUACACUUGAUUCAAUACACUCACCAUGUAGUCCUUGACCUGCUGUUGUUCUGUCAGGUACUAUGGGUGUGGGCUGGUGGUCCCAGAGUGUCUGGAGGGCUGCAGGCUGCUGGACCUGGGCAGUGGCAGUGGGAGAGACUGCUAUAUGCUCAGCCAACUGGUAGGGGAGAAGGGCCACGUCACGGGCAUCGACAUGACGGAGGACCAGGUACACAACGGUGUGGUGGUGACCAUUCAAUGAAAACGAUUUUAAUAUCAUAAUGGGCAAUUGCUGAACACAACACUGUUGGCGCAGUGUAACUCCCGAGUGGCGCAGUGGUCUAAGGCACUGCAUCGCAGUGCUAGCUGUGCCACUAGAGAUCCCGGUUCAAAUCCAGGCUCUGUCGUAGCCGGCCGCGACCGGGAGACCCAUGGGGCGGCGCACAAUUGGCCCAGCGUCGUCCAGGGUAGGGGAGGGAUGUAGCUCAGUUGUUGAGCAUGGCGUUUGCAACGCCAGGGUUGUGGGUUCGAUUCCCACGGGGGGCCAGUAUGAAAAAUAAAAUAAUGUAUGCACUCACUAACUGUAAGUCGCUCUGGAUAAGAGCGUCUGCUAAAUGACUAAAAUGUAUGUAAAUGUGUGGUGCUUGUUUAUGUAUGUGCGCCCCAAAUCGCCCUUUUCUACUCUGUUCUUGUUUUUGAGUGCUGUAUUUCGGUCCUGGGAACACAUCCGUUUUUCUUUCUUUAUAGCUUGAGGUGGCCAGAAAGUACGUGGACCACCACAUGCAGGAGUUUGGAUACGAGAAGCCCAACGUGGACUUUGUUCAGGGCUACAUCGAGGCUCUAAAGGAGGCUGGACUCGAGGAGAACUCCAUUGAUAUCAUCAUGUAAGAUGCCAUUGUUGUUUGUCUGUUUGUUUGUUUGUUUACCCUUGAAAGAUUACAUUUCAUUUUUACAGUAAUAUCAUAGUGAUUAGUGUACGGUGAGGGUUGAUUAUUUGCCCCUUUGUUGUGCGACAGAUCCAACUGUGUGGUGAAUUUGUCCCCGGACAAGAGAAAAGUAUUGAGUGAUGCUUACCGCGUGCUAAAGGUACACUGUGUGCUAUACUGAAUCAUGUAGAAUUCAGGUCAUUACAACCAACAACACUUCAAUGCACCUUUAAAGCUUGUAAGGGAGAUUCAUGUCAUGUUCCAUUCCUUAGAAGUAAAAUGCUGUCACUUACACGUGUCAGUGGAAAGUAAUUAAGGAAGAAAGUCCUUGCAUGGUAACAUUGAAAUGUGGAAGACACAUUUCAGUUGAAUGCGUUGUUGUACAACUGACUAGGCAUCCUCCUUUCCCUUUCUUUCACUUCUUCUAAGCUAGCAUACUAAAGAUGUUUGUUACUUUCUCUGGUUGUCAGGAUGGAGGAGAGCUGUACUUCAGUGACGUCUACAGCAGCAGCAAGCUCUCUGAUGAGAUCAAGAAUCACAAAGUCCUGUGGGGUACGUACGUCUACUAACCAGCUUCUGUAUUACAUUUCACACUGCUUUAGACUAGUUCUAGCUACUAUUUCUAUUUGUAGUACCAUCAACUGUUAAUAACCUAGGUACACUGUAGAUGUUAAUUAUCUCGUUAGGUGAGUGUUUAGGCGGAGCGCUUUGGUGGGAGGACCUAGUGCGAUUGGCUCAGGAGGUGGGAUUCAGCCCCCCGCGAUUGGUCACGGCCAAUGUCAUCACCGUGGACAACAAGGAACUGGAGGCCAUCCUAGGUGAGAUGUGUUGACUGACAGACUGGUCUUAAUUAAUCAUGAGACUGAAAUGUUUCUAUCAGCUCUAACCAUUGUUAUAACAUACUGGGUUUAUAGCAUUGAUACAUGGGACCCCACAUUUUUAAGAUUUACUAUUCAAAACGUUAUUUCUUCUGGAAAUACAGGUGACUACAAGUUUGUUUCUGCCACCUACCGUCUCUUCAAGAUCCCCAAAAUCUCAUACAAAGGCUCUCUGGUCAUAUACAAUGGCAACAUCACUGGUUUUGAGGAGAGACUGGAGUUUGACUCUCAGUACACGUUCAAGGUUUGUACAAGAUACUGUUUUGUGUUUUUCUGCCAAAUGGAGGUUAGCUUUGCUCCUCUCAAAAGUUGAGAGCAGAGCAGAGAACACAUUUCGAUGUAACAGUUUGACAAAAAGUUAUUUUGGAUCAUAUUGAUCCUAGAUCUGUGCCCAGGUGUGUUUUCCACAGGAGUGGGUUAUACACAGUGAGUAAUAUUGUGUGUGUGUGUCUCCCCCAGGUGGAUGAGGUAGUGGAGGUGGAUAGAGAGAUGGCCAGCAUCCUCAGCCAAUCCAGGUUUGCUGAGGAGUUCACUUUCCAACCGCCCGGGGUACCUUCUGGAUGUAGUGUAAAGAAACCCAAGGUUUGCGCCAAUAACAAGACAGUUGCACCUAAUGUGUCAUAAAACUCUGAGUUCUAGAGGUGGAUGUGGUUGCAGGGUGUGUGUAUAAAUGUCAUGAUGAAUGUGUAUAAAAUUCAUGACACACUGUGUGUCUGUAUAAAGUUCAUGACACAUCCACUGACACCUUCCCACUGUGAAUUCUAAAUUGACCCCUAGUACCUACACACACAGGCACACACACACACACACACACACACACACACACACCAAGGUCAAGCAGAUGUGCUGCAGUCACAACUAGGCUGUGUUAGAGCCCUGCUGGGAACCUUAACCAGGAAGGAAUGUAUGUCCUCCCGUCAGCCAAUGGAAUGUCUCAAUGUCUUCUUAUCAUGGUCUCUCAUGGUCACUGAAACCACACACACAUUAGCGCAAGCACAAAACACACACACACACUGAGGACUAUAUUUGGUUUGUUUAUAUUUCCUACAGUUUGAAUGUUUUCAUACUCCCUACACAUUCUUCAGGCUGUGGGUGUUUAGUUUAGCCUUGGUCCUAAGGAGGCUGAGGCUGAGGCUGAUUAAGAGUUAAUCUAGGUUGUUUUACAAUGCAUUAUACACAGUAUUAUAACCGCAUCAUAAUGCAUUACACCUGUUGUCUCUCAGUAAAGGGUUACCACUAGCUUUGGGACACAACGUCGGUAGUCUGUGUAUUGGUUGGACUCCCUGAGUUGUGCAUCGUUCUGGUGGUUGGCAAUGGAAAAUAGCCACCCUCUAUUUACCAGACAUCAAUUGAAAUGUGUCCCUCACUAUCAAAUAAAUGUCAGAAUCCAACUUUUGUCCGAACCGCACCAUAUUCCUGUCAAGAUAGACCACGCACUUCACACAAGUCUUCCUACCACGAAAUCUACCACUGUUCACACAGCAGGAAUAUGAUGCGGUUUGGACAAAAGUCGGAUUCAGAUGUUUAUUUGAUAGCGAGGGACACAUUUCACUUUAUGUCUGGUAAGUGGAGUUCCUAGAGAUUAUACAUAUGCGUUUGUUGACAGGAAUUUUUUUGGGGUGAAGCCGGCUAUAAUGUGGUAUGGUUAUUUUCCGUUGCCAACCACCAGAACGAUGCACAACUCAGGGAGUCCAACCAAAACACAGACUAAAGGUGUUGUGUCCCAAAGCUAGUUACCAGGUAAUUGAUUUAGUUCGCUCCUAACUCUCGUUUAGUUUAGUUGAUUAUUAUAUAUCUCUACCUUUUGGACUGUCUGUUGCAAGUGAACUCUGGGCCUGUAUCCACAAAGCAUCUCGGAGUAGCAGUGCUGAUCUAGGAUCUGUCCAUAUAAUCUUAUUCAUGAUGAUCUAAAAGGCUAAACUGAUCCUAGAUCAGCAUUCCUACUCUGAGAUGCUUUGUGGAUACGGGCCCAGGUCAUGAUCUCAUGCAGUAAUAAACUGUAUGGAAAGUACGUAAUGCAAGCUACAGCUUCAGACAAACAGUGAUAAGAUAAACUAAUAGCAGAUAAAAACAUAUUGCAUAGUCACCAAUUCCAAUCCAGGGUCGCUGACAGCAUUUGCAUAAUAUGACUCGCCAUGGAGUUUGAUAUUUGAUGUAAUAAAUGUGAUUUAUAUUAUUUAAAUGGGAUUUCUCUGUAAUGAAUUGACUGGAGGUUAAAUGGAAUAGACCCUAACCUUGUAAGAUAGGGGAGUUAUUAUCAUAUAAGGUUAUUACAUAACGCACUACCAUGAAGUUGUGUAAAUAUGGCCCUGCAGAGUUUUUCUGUGAUUUCCAGGGAAACCAUGUGCUGUCUGUCAUGCUGUGUGUCAUUGCAGGUGGGUACAGUGAAUCCCUUUGAACUGGUGCUGCAGCUGGGGAGUGCAACGGUCUCUUCUGCCACAGGGGGGUGCUGUGGUGCAGAGUCAUCCUGUUGCAAGUGAGGGGGUACCCAAGAUAUGAGAGAGACAGAGAUAAUGAUUAUACUGUGUAUGAAUGAACAAUAAUUGUAAUUCAUGUCAAACUAUGGAUUUUUGUCAUGCCUUAAAUUAGGCUCAUGUUUUAAUUGUAUAACUGUGUGAAUAUUGUCAUAAUCCAAAUACAUUUCCGGCAGUGAAGUGGUCAGUGUCUCUCUUUAAUGAAGUAGGCCUUAGAUUUCAAGAUGGGUGUGUGGGAGAGCAAUGCAAAAAAUAUAUCCACUGCAGUGGAGGCUGGUGGGAGGAGC